Molecule: messenger RNA, 906 nt
Organism: Ceratitis capitata (Mediterranean fruit fly)
Lineage: Eukaryota; Metazoa; Arthropoda; Insecta; Diptera; Tephritidae
Product: trypsin 3A1
Exons: 1
Coding region: 1-906 (301 amino acids)
Biological process (GO): proteolysis
Molecular function (GO): serine-type endopeptidase activity
Source: RefSeq, a predicted model, not a curated record
AUGCACACCUUUUGGACUCUACUGAUUUUCAGCCUUUGCCACAGCUACUACUUAAGCCAAGCAACGCCUGCGGCAAAGCAAUUACACGUCGAGAGUGAUACACCAACCAACGUGCAGUUCAAUGAAAACAACAUCGCCUUUGACACGGACGAUGAUGACUGGUACAACUAUGACGGCCGCAUUGUCGGCGGUUUGCCCACGUCCAUACUCAAUUUUCCCUAUCAAGUCUCCGUGCAGUAUAAGGGCCAGCACAUUUGUGGCGGUGCAAUCAUACGGCCGAAUAUCAUCAUCACAGCAGCGCAUUGCGUGGAGUCAACAAUGACUGCGAGUUCAUUUAAAGUGCGCGCUGGCUCCUCACAACACGCUUACGGUGGACAAUUGCUUGCCGUACAGCGUAUACACAGACAUGCGGGCUACUCCUCUGCGACAUACAAUCAUGAUGUGGCGCUAUUGGAACUCAGUCAAGAACUGCAGUACACACAGGCGGUGCAACCGGUGGUGUUGGCAGCAGCGAAUGUUGAAUUGGCGGUGAAAGCGAAACUCUUUGUCAGCGGUUGGGGUCUAACCAGCGAGACGGGUUAUGUAUCGGCAAUGUUGAAUUACGUGGAUGUGAAUCUGAUACGUCAGGAGACUUGCGUGCAGAAUUACAAAUAUGUGGUGCCCAUAACGACGGAGAUGUUCUGUGCUGGCUACAGAAAUGGUGGCAAGGACUCGUGUCAGGGCGAUUCGGGUGGUCCGUUGGUCGCCUACUAUCGUGGUGUGGCAACGCUGUAUGGCAUUGUGUCGUGGGGUAUUGGCUGUGCACAAAAGGACUAUCCGGGCGUCUACGCGAAGGUGUCUGCGCUGAGGCCGUGGAUUGAUGAGCAGUUGGCGGGUAUUGAUGCGGCGAGUGGAAGGAUUUGGUGA